CUGGUGAAUUCCCCAAAGGCAAUGCUCUCCCCACCCCCACCCGCCUUAUCUAGGGUUAAGGGGUGUUAUUGGAUACGGUAAUCAUCAACCUUGGCCUUAGCCAACCCUUUUCCUGGAAUCAAUCAUUUGUCCAUUCUGUUCUAGCAAGCUGGCUGGCUAGCUAGAGGACUGGUGGUCUUUCUGGUCACAGUUCACAAAAAUCACAGAGAAUAUAUGUAUAAUAGCCCAUUAUCAUCAUCAUCAUCAUCGUCAUCAUCAUGCAAUCCCCUUGCCAUAGAGAUGCCUCCAAAGCAUGCUUCCAUGGCUGCUUUCCGGCCCCCUUUUCGGGCGAGCAGCUGCAGCACCCAAAUCCCUCCAGGUCCGGCGGCGCCUCUCCCCGGCAGGACUUCGUGGCCGCCACCGCUUCCUCCCUCCACCCAGUAGACACCACCCGUUUCACCAACCACGAGUCCCUGCCUUCUCUGCCCCAAGCAUUUUCCUACUUCACCACUUCAUUUCCCCACUACUCCCACACCUCUAAAGCCGAUCAAAUCAGAGCCCAGCACUACUUCCAUCUCUCUCUCUCCAACCAUGUCUGCCUCGAUUACCUUGGCCACUGCCUCUUCUCCUAUUCUCAGCACCUGAUUCCUCCCAAUCCCUCUUCAAUUGCCUCUUCGUCUUCGUCUCCACCUGCUCCUCUUCCUCCAUCUCUGGAUCCUAAUUAUUCUUCAAUUUCAAACAAAGUUCCCUUCUUUGACAUCGUCUACAAGUCAGUCAGUCUAAGUUCCCAAGUUUUACACGGCGGCGGCGAAAAGUCACAAUUCGAAGCCAGAAUCCGGAGAAGAAUCAUGGGCUUCAUGAACAUCUCAGAAGAGGAUUACUCCCUGGUUUUCACAACCAACAAGUCAUCCGCCUUCAGGGUUCUAGCAGACUCUUAUCCAUUCCACUUGAAUGGGAACCUUGUUACUGUGUACGACCAUGACAGCGAGGCAGUGGAAGCCAUGGUCAAAAGCGCCAAGAAGCGAGGCGCCCGGGUCGGGUCGGCCGAGUUCUCGUGGCCGAGCUUGAGGAUCCAAACCAGGAAAUUGAGGAAGAUGGUGGCGAGCAAGGGGAAGAAAAGGAAAAGGCCGGGGCUGUUCGUUUUCCCCCUUCAAUCCGGGACCAGUGGAGCGCGGUAUCCGUAUCUGUGGAUAAGCUUGGCUCAGGAAAACGGGUGGCAUAUAUUGCUCGACGCAAGCGCAUUGGGAGCCAAGGACAUGGAUACCCUGGGCCUCUCCCUCUUCCAGCCGGACUUCAUCAUCUGCUCCUUCUUCAAAGUCUUCGGGCACAACCCGUCUGGCUUCGGCUGCCUCUUCGUCAAGAAGUCGACUGCUAAAUCAGUGUUCAGCUCCACCGCAGCCGCAAGCACUGGAAUUGUGAGUCUAAUUGCAAUCCGGCAGCAGAGUAGCGAUGAUCGUCAUCAUCAGGAAAUUUCUCAAGCAACACUAGAAGAAAAAGGUAAAGAAAUUGUGGAAGGGAUAGUGGAUAAGCCCAGUAGCGGCAGCAGCAGCGGUGGUAGUACGUCGUCGUCAGAUCAUCAUCAUCAUCAGUUGGAAUUCAACGGUUUGGAUGAUGCAGAUUCAUUGGGGCUGAUAUUGAUCAGUAGCAGGUCGAGGUACCUGGUCAACUGGUUGGUGAAUGCAUUGACGAGCCUUCAACACCCGCAUUCAUCAUCAGAAGAAAACAGGGGCCUCCCAUUGGUCAGAAUCUACGGGCCAAAGAUCAGGAUAGGCCGAGGACCCGCUGUGGCCUUCAACGUGUAUGACUGGAAAGGGGAGAAGGUGGAAGCCACACUGGUUCAGAGGCUGGCCGAUAGGAACAAUAUCUCCAUCAGCUGUGGGUUCUUGAAGAAUAUUUGGUUCUCUGACAAGUACGAACAAGAGAGGGAGAGACAUUUGGAGAUGAAGAAGAGAAGUAGAACCAGGGAAGGAAGAGGAGGAGAAGAAGAAGAAGAAGGAAUUACUAUUGCUAGUAGUAGUGGUGGUGGAGUGGGAGGAGGAGGUGGAGACGGGAUAAAUGUAUUGACGGUGUGCAUUGGGUUCCUCAGCAACUUCGAAGACAUGUACAGGGUUUGGGCGUUUGUGGCCAGGUUUCUGGACGCCGACUUCGUCGAGAAGGAGCGGUGGCGAUACCUCACUCUCAAUCAAACCACCGUUGAACUUUAACUAUGCGGUGGCAGCGGCUGUUGUACCGGGGAUUCUUUCAUUCUUCCCCGGCCAUUUUUAGGAGGUGCUACGGAAAUUCUAUUUGCACUUAUACUUUUUACUUUUGUAGUUAUUUUUUAAUAUAUCUAAAAUAGUCUCAAAUAAAAAUUUAA
This is a messenger RNA of Diospyros lotus (date-plum), 2335 nucleotides long. RefSeq lists its product as uncharacterized. The record is from RefSeq and is a predicted model, not a curated record. Bases 258 to 2183 code for a protein of 641 amino acids. The transcript has a single exon. Lineage: Eukaryota; Viridiplantae; Streptophyta; Magnoliopsida; Ericales; Ebenaceae.